CUGAUAACCGGAGAGAGGUGCACGCCGGGCGGUGAGCAGGAUGCCGUGCUGUCGGUAACGGCUGACCUCGCUCCUGUGCUGUUGGUUGGAUUUCUGGGCACGCCGAGUGGCUUUCAGUACUUACCUGGGACUUUGCCUCCACUUAGUAUGGGAUAACUAGUUGCUGAGGAUGAAUAGAUCUUCUACAUUCAUGUACCAAUAACCCCGUAUUACAUCAGGUUGCAAGUAAAUUUUGACUGAAUGAAUAGCCGCUUUCUUGCAAGCCAUACUGAAGUCUGACAUGGAGAAUACGGACAAUGUGAAUGGAAAUCUUUAUGAAAAAGAGGAAAGUGUCUCAAAUGGUGAAGAUGAAAAGGAUCCCAAAGCUGCAUAUUUUGUGGAAACGCCAUAUGGAUACCAGAUAGACUUGGACUUUGUGAAGUAUGUUGAAGACAUACAGAAGGGGAACACCCUAAAGAAAGUAACCAUUGUAAAGAAGCACAAGUUGGGGUCACAGUUUUCAGAAGACAGAGCAGGAGCCUGCCAGGGAACUGGUUGGCCCUCCACAGAGUCUCUUUCCUCCUCGAACAGUGAUGAAAAUAAGCGCUCUCCGUUAAUUGCCAGGCGACAUACCGUUUCUGGAUCUGCCAGAUCAUCUGCUUCACAAGAAGCCUCUCCAAACUUUUUAGCCAUCCCUGAAAACAAACCAUUACUACCACCUUCCCCUCUUCUGCCCAAACACAAUUUUCAUGUUACAAAAACACUAAUGGAAACUCGCCGCAGGCUGGAACAAGAAAAAGUCAUGCAGGUAGCUUCAUCAUUCAAUGAUGUACGUAGGCCCAGGCUGGCAAGUUUUGGGGGAAUGGGUUCAACUGGUUCCCUUUCAUCAUUCACUGGAUCAAUAGGGAACACUGCCCAGCCGCUUCAAAAUGGACACCAAGUUAAUGGUGAUUAUGGUGCCUUCUUUGCCUCAUCUUUAGGAAGCUCUAUUCGCCAUAGCCCACUAAGUUCAGGGGUAGCAACACCAGUGACCAAUGUGAGUCCUAUGCACCUCCAUCAUAUCAGGGAACAGAUGGCUGUGGCUCUUAAACGCCUGAAAGAACUCGAGGAACAGGUAAAAACCAUUCCCAUACUUCAGGUAAAGAUUUCAGUAUUACAAGAAGAAAAAAGACAGCUUUUAUCUGAGAUUAAAAACCAAAAAGUUAGUACCCAGGACGAUGCCACAGGUUUCCGUAAAAGAUCUUACAGUGCCGGUAAUGCUGCUGGCUUUGAAUCAUCGCGGACUCCAGUUAAGUCUGGUGGAGAGUUACAUAUAGAUUCUGAAGAUGAGCUGGAUACUCCUGAACAAAACACACACACUCUUAAGGAGUUCCGACAACUGACAGCUGAGAUGCAGGCAUUAGAAAAGAAAAUCCAGGAUAGCAGUUUUGAGGCUAACUGUUCUUCACAGUCUAAGGAGAGGAAAUCUAAAGAAAAAUGUGGACGAUCCAUUGCUGUUGGUGCUGAUGAAAACAUGAAUGAUGUGGUAGUGUAUUACAAAUCUGCAAACCCUACCAGAGAGAUCUCUGUGGGUACUGAAAUAGAUGUCCGAAACACUGGAGUGGGGGUUACUGAGGAAAUGCUUGGGGUAACUACUGAUGCUGAAAGAGAAGUCGAACUCCAACAACAGACUAUUGAAGCACUUAAAGGUAAAAUCUACCGACUUGAGACAGACUUGAGGGAAACCACCUAUGAGAUGGAGAUGACUAAACUGAAAUUGGAGAUACGGGCAGCAUCCUCAAGGAAAGGAGUAGACAAAGCAGUCAUGGCUCAGCCCUUAACUUGUAGCAAGAUGGUUGAGGCUGUAGUAGAAACCAGGGACCAAAAUCAUGGAGACUAUUUAGAUGUAGUUGACUGUUCUGUUGGCGGCUGCUUACAAACCAGCAGCAUUGGAGUUACUUGUAGCCCUUUCAUUCAGAAUGCAGCUGUGGGCCCUGACUUCCCGAUGAAUCACUGGAUUGUAAAAGAGAGCGUAGAGACUUGCGACAUGGGUGUGGAGCUGGAGCUUAAGAUGUGUGACAAAUGUGUUGGUAUGGACCAGACUGUUGGCGAGACUGGGCUGUGUAGAGAGGAAGAUGUACAUGGGCUGGCUCAAGACAAGGCUGUAGUUAAAGAUGUGAAAUCUGUUGCUUGUGGAGAUUGUUCCGUGGAUGUUACAGUUAAACCAUUAUUGGAUUAUAUUUCACUUGGUGUCAAUACAGAACUUGUUAUCAAAGUGGACUCUGCCAUGAACGUGUCUCCUUGCACUACAAACCAGCAAACGAACACAGAAUUUGAGGUGUCCAACCAGUCCACCAGCACAGAGCUGCCGGGUCUUGUUGAUGGAAGUACCAAUACAGCCUGCAUUAUGUACAGCAAACAUACCAACACAGAAAUUUUGGAAAUGCGCUCAGUAGCUAUAGGAGAUGGUAAAGUCAAGGAAACCGAUGCCAUGCCAAAAACACGUUCUAUUGGAAUAUGCACGUCUGAUUCUGACUUUAAGCAUCUUAAUUCCAUCCCAAAAACCAAAGAUUUUGGAGUAGGUCAAAUAAAUGUCUUUGAUAACUUUCUGGUUGGAGUGAAGUCACGUAGUAUAGCCUGUGGACCCUGUGAGCCUGAGCCCACUUCUGUAGCAGUUGGUGAAGAGCCCUCCGCUGCAGUAAAGGUGAAUGUAUCAAGUACCGACUCUCCACCCAUAGACCAUUACAUUGAGCAAGUACAGAAGCUGCUGCAAGAACAGCAGAUGUUGCUUGCCGAAAAUUACACCGAGCUGGCUGAAACCUUUGGCGAGCCGUAUUCCCAGAUUGGAACUCUCAACUCCCAGCUUAUCAGCACCAUCUCCUCCAUUAACUCUGUCAUGAAGUAUGGCAGCAAUGAAGAGCUGAACAGUGUAGGACGACAGAAGAAAAGCUUGGAGCUGAAUUUAUUUUCAGGGUCUAAAGAGGGUGACACAAGUCAGGCCAAAGUAUCUACAGAAUGUUCCUCUUCUAGUGCACCAACUGUUGACCGAGAAGGAGUCUCUAAACUAGAGAGGCUAAACAUUGAGAAAGAUGGUGACGAAGUGAGGUCAGCUUCAACCAACUCUAUGAAUGCAAAAAAGCUCGCCUGUGAAAACCUAGCAUCUUCUCUUUAUGGGAGUACAAGCAGCCACAGUACCCUUAAGUCCAUCAUGAAGAGAAAAGAUGUAAAGAAAGAAUCCUCAAACACAAAGAAAAAUCUUCAGUUUGUUGGCAUCAAUGGAGGGUAUGAAACCACAUCUAGCGAUGAAUCAAGCUCCAAUGAAAGUUCAUCCACAGAGUCAGAUGAUGAAUGUGAGGAAGAAGUGUUUAAUGUGGAUUCUGAUGUCCUAAAACAAGGCAUGGCAAGUGAGCAAACAGAAGUACCCGAGCCAGUGGGGGAUGCCGAGAAAGAGACAGAGAAAGUGGAAAUCCGGGAAAGAUAUGAAUUAAGUGAAAAAAUGCUGUCCGCCUGCAAUGUUCUGAAAGAGGCAGUUGAUGAUCCUCGGGCGUUGGCAAGUAAAGACGUGAGGCUGUGCUUGAACACUAUACAAAAUGAAUGGUUCCGUGUGUCGAGUCAAAAAUCUGCUGUUCCAGCUAUGGUAGAGGAUUAUAUUUCAGCGUUUUCCGAGGUUUCCCACACUCUUCUUCGCUAUGUCAUCAACAUGGCCGAUGGCAAUGGAAACACAGCACUUCACUACAGUGUAUCCCAUUCCAAUUUUGAGAUUGUCAGACUGUUGCUGGAUGCAGAUGUGUGUAACGUAAACCACCAGAACAAGGCUGGAUACACUCCUAUCAUGCUUGCUGCUCUGGCAGCUGUGGAAGCGGCCAAGGACAUGCAAGUGGUAGAGGAACUCUUCAGCUGUGGAGAUGUCAAUGCAAAAGCCAGCCAGGCCGGCCAGACCGCGUUAAUGCUUGCAGUGAGCCAUGGGAGAAUAGAUAUGGUCAAAGCUCUCUUGGUCUGUGGUGCAGAUGUUAAUAUCCAGGAUGAUGAGGGGUCCACAGCUCUAAUGUGUGCAAGUGAACAUGGACAUGUGGAGAUAGUCAAGCUGCUACUAGCCCAGCCAGGCUGUAACGCUGCACUGGAGGACAAUGAUGGCAGCACAGCCUUGUCCAUUGCCUUAGAUGCCGGUCAUAAGGAUAUAGGAGUUCUUCUUUAUGCUCAUGUCAAUUUUUCGAAAGCCCCAUCACAAGGGACACCCAGACUGGGCAGGAAGCUUCCACCCAGUCCUACACAGAGAAGUCCAUUUGACAGUUAGUUUUUGCCACCCUGGAGCUGCUGCUAACCAAUAUUAUGUCUGACGACAGAUACUGAAUGUACUUGUCUAUGUGCCUGAUUAUACCAGCAGACUAAAGCAAUAGAUCAUUGCUGCUUACAUGGAAUCCUGGAGUCUUCUAACUGGAUGAAAGCUAUAUGUGGAGCAUGAGUUUUUGGUUACCUAAACUCCUUUUUAGGUGGGGAAGCUGGAGCCCACAACUGUUCCGGGGAAACCGUAUGGUCAGUCAGUUAGUCAUCAUAUCUCUUGCAAUAAACAUGUGGUUGCUGUGUUAGUGCCAUAGUGCCUUCUGCAUUGUUCUGGGUACACCCUCACCCUGCUCUAUGUUCUGAACUGAGUAAUGGAAUGUCCCCACAUGUGGCGCCUGAGCUGGCUCGCUGGCUAUAAGCUGUCAAGUGUACAAGCCCUCAGUAGAUCUGAAUGGACUAAGUAAAAGUCUCGACUCUUUGUUAUGUUACUUUUAUAUGAAAGAAAAUGUUAUCUAAAAAUGUUGAGAAACUCAGUAUUUGCUGCAUAUUUUAUAACCUGUAAAAGAAAAAUCCGGUACAUGGUCUGAGGAUAUGUGCUCUCUAUAUAUUUAUGUAUGUAUAUUAAAUAUGUCUAGUACUAUGUAUUAAUAUCUGUAAAAUGUUAUAAAAAUCACACGUCUUGGUCACUCAGUAUGUAUGUCUCUUGGUAAGUAAAGAAAAACAAGCUCUUCUCAUCUCUGCAUAUUUAUAUACCAGUAAGCUGUCUUUCUUCUUUUAGAUGUGUAUGUUUUUAAGUGUUCGAAGUGCCUUAGACUCUUGCCAUAUUUUCUCAAUAAACUUUCAUUAUGUGGUUUUUA
Messenger RNA from Bufo gargarizans (Asiatic toad), 5096 nucleotides. RefSeq names its product KN motif and ankyrin repeat domains 1 (gene KANK1). Bases 281 to 4252 code for a protein of 1323 amino acids. NCBI's taxonomy places the organism in Eukaryota, Metazoa, Chordata, Amphibia, Anura, Bufonidae. The record is from RefSeq and is a predicted model, not a curated record. Gene Ontology annotation, cellular component: cytoskeleton; cytoplasm. Gene Ontology annotation, biological process: negative regulation of actin filament polymerization. The transcript has 13 exons. Gene Ontology annotation, molecular function: protein binding.